GGCGGUGGGGCGUCCCGCGUUGUUUGUGGUGGCCGUCGUGCUGUGCUGCGUGUGUGGCUGUGCAGCGACCACUGCUGAGGGCAUCGGUGACGAGGAGCAAGUGAUUCUUGCCCUGCAGAAGGCGAGGGAGAAGGCAGUUGAGGCCAAGGAAGCGGUGAAUGCGGCCAAGAGUAAGGUGGAUGCUGUAAAGAGUGCAACGAAGCAAUUCGAAACUGAAGCAAGAACGGCGUCACUGGCAGCUUCCAAGUUAAAUGAGAAGGUGGAGGGCAAGACUGGUAAUAUUCAGCAGGAGAUUAUUGCUGAGUUGGUCGGCUUGGCGAAUUCCGCAAAGGCCACGACGAACACUUCUCACGCAUCCGUUGCUUUAAUCGUGCAGAAGGUUAAGGAAGCAGGGGAAGCAACGACUUGGGCAAAGGAGUUGUUCACGGAAGCGCAGGGGAUGGCGGACAGUGCAACGGCCAGCGGGGUUGAAGAUAUCAGCAACGAAGCGAAGCUGGCACACAAGGCAUUUGGAAAGCCAUCAGAAGUGCUGACGGCACUUUCACACGUCGACAGUAGCGCUGAAAAGGCAAAAAUUGCCGCGUCGCAGGGAACGAACGCUUACUUAGCGUUAAAUAGGGCUGACCUAGCUCUCAUUCUUCUCAAUGAAAUGAAAAAUAACAGUGGUUCAUCAAAUACGCCUAAGGAAAUAGUUACUCUUGCCAAAGAAGCUGAGAAUUUCGCAAAGAAUGCAGUCAAUGAUGCGGCACUGGUGCCUGCUGCUGCGAUCGAGGCUGCUAAACAUGCCGAAGAUGCUGUUGCGAGAACUGAUUUAUGGCUGAAGCAGAUCGACGACGCGAUGAGGGUUCUUGCCAAAGAAGAUGGGAAACCUGAGGUGCCACCCGUAAUUUCUCAGCUUCCUCCACCUCCACCUCCACCUCUGCCUCCUGGGCCAUCAGGGGAAGAAACAGACAGCCAGGGUCUCCCACAGGAUCCACUGAGCAGUACUUCCCCUGCAGGAAAUGAGCAACUGACACCUCCCAACAGCGAUGUACACAACACCCUGCAGGAUAUCCAGAGUAUGGACAGCAGCGUCAGUCCUUCGUGGGUGCGU
Messenger RNA from Trypanosoma grayi, 1093 nucleotides. RefSeq lists its product as hypothetical. The transcript has a single exon. The annotation marks the transcript as partial. Lineage: Eukaryota; Euglenozoa; Kinetoplastea; Trypanosomatida; Trypanosomatidae. The record is from RefSeq and is a predicted model, not a curated record.